AUGUUCAAGGUCACACUUCAAGGUCACUCGGAAACUCAAGGUCACAUUUCAAGGUCACAUACCAAGGUCACUUUUCAAGGUCACACUUCAAGGUCACUCGAAAAUUCAAGGUCACACUUCAAGGUCACAUUUCAUGGUUGGCACCGAAGGUCAGUUCUCAAGGUCGUUUGGCAACAAGAUCUGAUGUGUUAUCUGCAAAUAACAUGGCCCAACCUGUACUAA
Molecule: messenger RNA, 222 nt
Organism: Acanthoscelides obtectus
Lineage: Eukaryota; Metazoa; Arthropoda; Insecta; Coleoptera; Chrysomelidae
Source: the annotation of a GenBank genome assembly